Messenger RNA from Monopterus albus (swamp eel), 981 nucleotides. Its product is annotated as mucin-3A. Bases 79 to 966 code for a protein of 295 amino acids. The transcript is spliced from 4 exons. Lineage: Eukaryota; Metazoa; Chordata; Actinopteri; Synbranchiformes; Synbranchidae. The record is from RefSeq and is a predicted model, not a curated record.
CGGGUGCGACGCGCCGGAAGGGGGCUUACAUCCACCCUGUCAACAACAGCCACACCAUCCAUUCACUCCGAGAUCACAAUGCCCCAUGGUGUCGCUCAAACCACCCAUCCCGCAUCACUCUCCCAGACCACAAACCACACCGUGCACACAACGCCCCAUGGGGCCGCGCACACCACCCAUCCCGCAUCACUCGCCAAGACCACAACCCACACCGUGCACACAACGCCCCACGGGGUCGCGCACACCACCCAUCCAGCAUCACUCUCCAAGACCACAACCCACACCGUGCACACAACACCCCACGGGACCGCGCAAACCACCCAUCCAGCAUCACUCUCCAAGACCACAACCCACACCGUGCACACAACGCCCCACGGGACCGCGCAAACCACCCAUCCAGCAUCACUCUCCAAGACCACAACCCACACCGUGCACACAACGCCCCACGGGACCGCGCAAACCACCCAUCCAGCAUCACUCUCCAAGACCACAACCCACACCGAGCACACAACGCCCCACGGGACCGCGCAAACCACCCAUCCCGCAUCACUCUCCAAGACCACAACCCACAUCGAGCAGACAGCGCCCCACGGGACCGCGCAAACCACCCAUCCCGCAUCACUCUCCAAGAACACAUCAACCACACAGCACACUUCACCUGUACGGGUCCGCCGGUCUCCAGACAGUGAAACAGGACCCAGGAAACUUGGCCUUUAUCAACUCCAUGAGCACCUGGUCUGCAGCAGCAGGACUUCUUCACUCGACAACACCAUCUGUAACACUGACUGCAACAAGUUGACUGAUGAAAAUAUAGAAGACGACUGCAACUGCUUAUUCAGCAUCAUCUCGACAUUUAUUGACCGUGGUUUUGGAGCUUCCGACGAGUUAAAAGAAAUGAUCAAGGACAUCUUCCUGCCUGAAUGCGCGACUGCAAGCACCUCUGACUAUUUUAAGGAAUGCAAUUAAUACAGCUACACCUGC